Nymphaea colorata (pocket water lily) is the source of this 1819-nucleotide messenger RNA. RefSeq lists its product as uncharacterized. The coding region runs from base 550 to 1536 and encodes 328 amino acids. The record is from RefSeq and is a predicted model, not a curated record. NCBI's taxonomy places the organism in Eukaryota, Viridiplantae, Streptophyta, Magnoliopsida, Nymphaeales, Nymphaeaceae. The transcript has a single exon. Gene Ontology annotation, biological process: defense response.
AAUUCUUUUCCACAUGUGAAGGGAAUAAUUAAGGUUGUAAAAAAGAUGAAACGUGCUUCGGCUAUUAUUGGCUGGCAACAGUCAACCGGCCAGUUAAGCUCUUGAUAAAUAAAGAAACUCACCUCUGUCAAGCACAACCCCUCCUCCUGUUAUCAACGAAACACAGUUGCAACAGACCAAUAUCUGCAAUUUAAAUUCCAAGCACAGCAAAGUUUCAGCUCAUUGGCCUCAAAAGGCAUACAGAGAAAUUCUCUAAAGUCGGAAGGUGGUGUCGACAAAUUGUUACACCGUUGGAAAGGGAAGUCCGAUUAUAAGUUGGAACAGCUCAAGAGAAGCUCUCAUUAGAUCUCACCACAGAAGCUUCCUCCACUUGAUUUACGGAACUCUGCAAACUUUUUGAAAUGGAGAAGAUUAAUGCUUCUGCUGGUGCAUGUGAUGCGCCACUUGGCAUAAUUUGAUAAGAGUGCCUUAGCUUCAGCUUGCCCAGCAUAGAAAGAAGGCGGAAAAUCAUCCAGAGAGUAGUUUUUCCGGUUGCUUUCACCGGAGAAGAUGAAAGCGUCUCCGGCCAUCCAAAUGGUACCCGAGCCGUUUCACCUCCUCGAGAUCACCAUCAUCUCCGCGCAGGACCUGUACCCAGCGAACCGAUCGAUGUCCACCUACGCGGUGGCGUGGGUCCAGCCGGACCGGAAACUCUGCACCCGGGUCGACUCGGGAAGCCACACCAACCCGCAGUGGAACGACAAGUUCAUAUUCCGAGUCGAAGAGUGGUUUCUCCGGAACGAGACGUCCGCGGUCAUGGUGGAGAUCUACUGCGCCGGGUGGCUCAGGGACUCCCUUAUCGGCUCCGUCCGAGUCCUCAUCGGAAACCUCCUCCCGGCCAAGGGCGGCGGCCUCUUCGCGGGUAUGCGUUUCACCGCCCUCCAGGUCCGGCGGCCGUCCGGCCGGCCCCAGGGGAUCCUCAACCUCGGGAUCGCUGUCCUCGACGUGUCGCUUCGGAGCGUACCGCUCCAGCUGAACCCUGCGAUAGGGUAUCGGGAUCUCACGGGGGAGAAUAUCCUGCAUCUGCGGAGGACGAAGAGCGUGUCGGAGGUCGGGUCGGUGGUGAAAGGAAAGGCGGAGUUGGUAGUGGACACGGUGGAAGAAUCGGAGAUGAUGGCGGCAGACAAGGCGUCGUCGGCUGAUGGCGCAUCGGUAGCAGGCGUCGCGGAGGAGUUCUUUCCGGCGGAGGUGGGCAGCUCGGUGUUGGAGGACUGGAGCGUGGCGAGCAGCGGGGGAAAGGAGGAGUUGAGGCUGAAGCUCGAGCGGUGGCGGAGCGAGUUCCCGACUGAGUUCGAUCGAGAUGGUGGUGGUUUUGAGACGCCAUUCGGGCGGCAGGCGUCGGGGAGAAGGACGGCGAUCGCCACAGAAGAGGAGGGUGAUGGUCCUGCAUGCGUGUGUUCUGUCUCUUGUGGGUUGAAUCCCAGGAAGAAGAAGAAGAAGAAGAACACCGGCGCCGGCGGAGUCCGCCUAAGCCCGUCGACUCCGUCGUUUGAAUAGUCGGACUCAGAUGCGGAAGGGAUAAAUAACAGGAGAGGGACAAAGAGAGAUCUGAUUAACUGAUAUCAGAGCUAUUCUCAUAGGCAUCGGAUGGCCGGCCAGUGCGGAUUCCGGCACGUUUUGCGAGAGAGAGAGAGAGAGAGUGGCGUGGUUGAUCUUCAGUGAUUCCUCACGCACCGAUCACCACUACGUGCGCUCUGUAUUUUUCAAUUACAUUCUUCGCCGACACCCGUUUUAAUUGCUUGUACUCUAUAUCGCAUUCAAUUUUAUUCAUUCAAAACAA